Molecule: messenger RNA, 302 nt
Organism: Eptesicus fuscus (big brown bat)
Lineage: Eukaryota; Metazoa; Chordata; Mammalia; Chiroptera; Vespertilionidae
Gene: SLN
Product: sarcolipin
Exons: 2
Coding region: 142-237 (31 amino acids)
Cellular component (GO): membrane
Molecular function (GO): enzyme regulator activity
Source: RefSeq, a predicted model, not a curated record
GCAGGUUGGAGCCUGAGUCAGAGAGAAGGAGAGAGACGGGGAGAGAGGAGAAGCCUACCACAUCAGGAGGCGAGCACCAGCAGGAGGUCUUCGGUGUGUCUGGAGAAGUCUGCCUUCGGUUCUCACUGAGCCACUCUGAGAAUGGAUCUAUCUGCCCGGGAGCUGUGUCUCAACUUCACUGUGGUCCUGAUCACGGUUCUCCUUAUGUGGCUCCUUGUGAGGUCCUAUCAGUCCUGAGACGGCAUGCCACUCUCCCGGGAUUGACUGCAACGCUCCAGAGCUGCCUGCUGUGUGUCCUGAGA